This is a messenger RNA of Clonostachys solani, 1820 nucleotides long. Lineage: Eukaryota; Fungi; Ascomycota; Sordariomycetes; Hypocreales; Bionectriaceae. The record is from the annotation of a GenBank genome assembly.
AUGCGCUAUGGAGGCCCCUUCCGCGGUCUCAAGGUGAAGAAUGCCGAGCAGUUUGGGGCUGUGGGAGCCAUCAUCUAUAGCGAUCCGGGCGACGACGGCAAUAUCACUGCUGCCAAUGGCUAUGAUCACUAUCCCAGUAUGUAGCGCGCUGCCUCCCCCAAGAUCCAGUCGUGGAUUCCGAAUAUCUGACAGGAGAUUUCUCCAUAGAUGGGCCUGCGAGACACCCCAAUUCCGUUCAGAAAGGGUCUACACUCUUCCUCUCGUCUCGGCCUGGAGAUCCUACCACACCUGGAUAUGCGUCGCAUGAGGGCGUGCCGCGAGCGAGUCACGAGGAUGUGGUUCCUGGCAUCCCGAGCCUGCCACUCUCCUUUGCAUCUGCACAGCCCUUGCUGAACGCUCUGAAUGGACAUGGCAGCACUGCCGCCGAGGUCAAUCGCCCUCGCUGGGUAGGCGGCCUCGACGUGGACUACUCGACAGGCCCGGCGCCUGGAGUGACACUCACUAUUACGAACGAGAUGGAGGAGAAGAUUACUCCCAUAUGGAAUGUCAUCGGGUACAUCAAUGGGACUGACCCUGGCGAUACUGUUGUUCUCGGUAAUCACCGUGACACCUGGAUGAUUGGGGGUAAUGGCGACCCGAAUUCCGGCUCUGCAAUCGUCGUCGAGUUCACCAAGGCCGUGAAGAAGCUUGUCGGGUCUGGGUGGAAACCAAAGCGAAAUCUGUACGUACUCCGAUGCCGUGAUGCUGGAGGCGGGUGGCUAAUCAUCUAGCAGUGUCGUAGCAUCAUGGGAUGCUGAGGAGUAUGGACUGAUCGGAUCGACCGAGUGGGUGGAGGAUAAUGCCAACUGGUUGACCGAGACGGCCGUCGCUUAUCUCAACAUCGAUGUUGGAGUCUCUGGUCCCCAUGUUGACCUCUCUGCCACCCCGGAAUUGCACCGGAUUGGCGGUGAGCUUUUCAAGAAGGUCAUUUUCCCCAAUAAGGGUGCGUACAAUGAGACCUUGUACGAUUCGUGGGUACGCGACUAUGAAGGCAUCGCCGGAGUGUUGGGGAGUGGCAGCGAUUACACCUCAUUUUUGCACUACGGUAUCAGUUCUGUAAGUCACUUCUGGAUCCAUACGGAAGAAACUCUCAGAGAUGGGCUUGAUUAACUUGUCUUCACAGCUGGACGUAGGAUCAGGCGGUGGUGCAAAUGAUCCCAUCUGGCAUUACCACAGCAAUUACGACUCCUACCACUGGAUGUCCACGUUUGGUGAUCCCGGCUUUCACCAACACGCGGCGGUUGGGCAGUAUCUCUCACUCUUGACCUUCCACCUCCUUGACGACCAAGUCCUGCCCAUCGAUGUUCAGAAUUACGCCGUAGAACUGCGAGCCUACCGAGAGGACCUGAUCGAGGUCAUCGACCAGUACGGCGCGACGAUUGAUUUGACCGACCUGUCAGACGCCAUUGAAGAAUUCGCUCUUCGGGCAGAAGAGGUGAAAAAGCUGGAAAUUUCCGCUCUCGGGCUACACGAUGAGACCCAGAUCCAGCUCGCCAACAGCAAAUACCGCGACUUCCAGCGCGGAUUCGUCUCACAGGGUGGGCUGCCCGACCGGGAGUUUUUCAGACACGUUGUCAACGCCCCGGGACUUGACACUGGUACGUCGUUACCACGCGGGCUUUGGUGCGACCUUGUGCUAACAGGACUAUCUAGGAUAUGCGGCAGUGACGUUCCCUGGCAUUACCGAGGGGGUACAGUAUGGCAGGCUGGACGAUGCCAAGGCAUGGGUCUCCAAGACGGCGAGCGGCAUUCGACGUGCUGCUGAGAUUCUUCGCGUGUAA